AGUAGAAAGAGAACAAGAAUGAAGCACCCGAGACUGAAACUAGAGUAACUUUAACACAGACAUAGAAGGAAUGAUGGGACAACUGCAACAACUAAACACAACCUGAACCGCCCUGUGAACCAGUCCUGGACCCUGACGCGCUGCAGGAUCAACACGGACGAGGCGUGAUGGACUAUGAACCAAAGAAACCCAAGAAGGCCUUUGUGUCACCCAUUAAGCGGCUUGUCUGGUCUAAAUCUGGUCGCAGGUCAGUAGAUCGAGGGAGUGUUUACCGGCGCCCCCUGCACACCGUCCCCCUCUACCCUCCCGACUACCUCAUCCACCCUGAGAGGCUCAUCUUCGACUAUGUAGAGAAGGAAGUAAAGUUCCUCGGUCACCUCACCUGGGUUUCAGUUUCCCUCAAUCCCUCAAGUCGAGAUGAACUUUUACAACUACUGGACGCAGCCAGGCAGCUAAAGGUGCUGCCGCUGAAGAUGAGCGUGGAUCAGGACUGUAUUCUGAGUCUGUCUGCUCGCUGUCUGCUGCUGACGUGGAGGAACAACGAGAAGCUGCUGAUGAGGAUCCCAACACAUGAGAUCGCUGCUGCCUCCUACCUGAGAGAUGAUGCACUGCACCUGCUGAUCCUCAAGACAGGUCUAAAUGUGGAUUCUGUGGUGGCUGGAGAGGACAGCCUGGACAGGCCACCUGGAACCGACGGGCGACGACAAACCAUGAGUUCCAACGCUGACCCGCGACCUGCAGGAGGCACAAUGGAGCGCCGACACACCAUCUGUGGAGUCGACUGGAGGCCGUCGCUGUCCAGAAGUAACCACGACAAAAAUCAGAAUGUAGAGAGGGGAGGGGGUGGUGGAGGAGAACGAGGGGGAGGAGGGAGUUUAGAGAGAAAGAGGGUGGGAGGUAGCUGGGAGAGAAGGCAGCAAACACGCAAAACAGGAGGGAGCUGGGAGAACCGCAGAGCGCGACCCAUGAGCGGGAGCUGGGGGGUGGGUGUAGGAGGAGGUGGUGCAGGGAGCUGGGAAAGGAGACAUGGAGGCGGGGUGGGCGGAGGUGGAAGCUGGGAAAGGCGAGGAGGUGGAGGUGGGGGGAGCUGGGAGCGAAGACAAGCCUGCACAGGAAGCUGGGAGAGAGGGAAAAGUUACGGCAGCUGGGAGAGGAGGAACUACAACCCACUGGAGCCCACGCCGUGUCCCGACGCCUACUGCAACCUGGUCAUCCUGGGCGUGGAGAGCCGGGAUGCUGCAGAGGAAUACUGCUCUCUGAUUUGCCAGAUGUUCCAGGUUAUUUACGGCCAUCAGACGAUCGAGUGUGUGGACAGGGCAGGCUUUCACUACACCAUGCCGGACCGCUACUGGCUGCAGAGGAGUGACAGCUGUCUGACUGACAUGUCCUACAGUUAUGACCCAGACUUUAGCUGCUGCAGCUCAUGUGAUGAUUCCCAGGAUGCCUUUGAGCUCUACUAUAAAGACACAUACAGCGAGAGCUCGUCCCUGUCCCUGCAGGACUCCCAUCGCAGCCUGGCGUCCGUCAGUGAUGGAGGGGACAGCAACCCCGCCCUGCUGCUGAUGCAGGAAUACAUGAUCACUCUGCGUAACAAGCUGAGUCCAGUGGAGCUGCAGCAGUUUGCUGUGCUGCUGAGGGAAUACAGGCUGGGAUCGAACAUCGACCACUUCUGCUCUGAGCUGCUGCAACUGUACGGGGACAACCGCAAGUUCCUGCUGCUGGGCAUGCGUCCAUUCAUCCCAGACAAAGACGUCGGGGCAUUUGAGAGUUUCCUGGAAAGUAUUGGGAUCCGGGAGGGUGGGAUUUUAACCGACAGCUUUGGCCGAAUUAAACGCAGCAUGAGCAACACGUCGGCCACAGCCAUGAGAGGGUAUGACAACGGCUCCCUGGCCUCCGGAUCUCAGGAAUUCAACCGACGCAUCACUGACAUCACCCACGACAUCCAGGCACUCGGUUUCCAGGAAAGACAUGGAGACAUCGAGGAGGAAGACUACUACCUCUGAUGAAGGGACGUAUGACCCUACCUGAGUGCCGCUGAGCAACAACAGCACAUUAGCAUCCGUGUUCUAAUCAGUCCGACAUGACUAAAGUGUAAGUAAAGAUAAUCUGACAGCUGGCCUCUGUUAUGAUGUUAGAAUCUGGGAUUCCUGCUCCGCUUACCGAAGGAAGAACAGAAAAGACUAAAGCUGAUCAAUUCUUUAUCUAAACAGUAACUAUAGCAACUGUGUCUUGUUUUCUUCUUCUGUCUGAUUAAAUUAAAUCUAAAUAUGAUCAUCGUUGAACUCUAUACUUCGUAGGUGACAUUUAUACCAACAAUAAAGUUUUUGUGAGAACUUUAAAAACUUAAAAUGAGUUUUU
Melanotaenia boesemani (Boeseman's rainbowfish) is the source of this 2358-nucleotide messenger RNA. It is a transcript of the gene ccm2l, whose product is annotated as CCM2 like scaffold protein. The transcript is spliced from 11 exons. The coding region runs from base 168 to 2003 and encodes 611 amino acids. Gene Ontology annotation, biological process: heart morphogenesis. Lineage: Eukaryota; Metazoa; Chordata; Actinopteri; Atheriniformes; Melanotaeniidae. The record is from RefSeq and is a predicted model, not a curated record.